UCAAUCUCCUAGCGGCAUAAAUAGAUUGAUAUUUAAGAAGUCAUAGAGGAAAUAGAAAUAGUGAUUUGAAUGAAAGUAAUAAAAGAGGUAUUCAAAGAUGUUGACGUGAGGAUUUUUCCUAAGUGCACUACUAUACUGUGGCCAUAUCUAUUGACAACUAUCCAUCAUUCUCAGGAACAAGGGGCGUACAGUGGCCAUAUCUCAUAAACAACUAUCGAUCAUUAUUCAAGAAUUGUGGAAAUUUAUCAAGAGUUCAAGUUGAAAUUUGAUUUCAAUUAGUACCAGGUUUACAGGCUAGCAGACUUCCAUGUUAGGAACCCACUACAUAUUCAGCAAAGUAGUUGUAGACAAGCUUUUCAAAUAAAUAAAUAGAGGCAACCAUCAUGAGAAGAAGCAGAAGGCAGUAAUGGAGGAAGCAAACCCCAAGUCCACCUUAUCUCCACCUAAUUCCUACAUUGCCGUCGUUCUUGGAGGUACUUUUGAUCGUUUACACGAUGGUCACCGCCUUUUUCUUAAGUCGGCUGCGGUAUUGGCUAAGAAUCGAAUUGUCAUUGGAGUUUGCGAUGGUCCAAUGUUGACUAAGAAACAGUAUGCUGAUCUGAUAGAGCCAAUUGAGCUGAGAAUGAAACAUGUUGAAGAUUACAUCAAGUCUAUAAAACCUGAGCUGAUAGUGGAAGUAGAACCAAUAGUGGAUCCCUAUGGUCCGUCAAUCGUCGAUGGGAAUUUGGAGGCCAUUGUCGUCAGCAAGGAGACAUUGCCCGGUGGACUGUCUGUUAAUAGAAAGAGGGCUGAAAAAGGACUCUCGCAGCUAAAGAUCGAAGUUGUAGAUCUAGUCUCUGAAGAAUCAAGUGGAGACAAACUGAGUUCUACUGCUUUGAGAAAACUUGAAGCUGGGAAGCUCAGGGACCAAGAACUUGAAGCUGUGAAGCUCAGAGACCAAACAAUUGAAGCUGAGAAGCUCAGGGACCACAAUCCCGAAAGUCAGAGUUAAAACUUUUUCUUGUCUAUACUCGUUCAAAGGAGUUUCACUUUGUUUUAUUUCAAUUUGUUGUUAGGAUUCACAAGGAAACACUGUAGCCAUCAUAGAUGUGAAAUUGUCUUGGAAAACAAUAAUCUCUUCAGAAUCAUACUGGAGUUGUUUUCACAGUUACUUGUAAAUCUAUAAAAUGUGUUUAAAUUGA
Molecule: messenger RNA, 1181 nt
Organism: Solanum dulcamara
Lineage: Eukaryota; Viridiplantae; Streptophyta; Magnoliopsida; Solanales; Solanaceae
Product: phosphopantetheine adenylyltransferase
Exons: 8
Coding region: 407-991 (194 amino acids)
Biological process (GO): coenzyme A biosynthetic process
Molecular function (GO): pantetheine-phosphate adenylyltransferase activity; dephospho-CoA kinase activity
Source: RefSeq, a predicted model, not a curated record